UGCCGGGAGACGGCGCCCGGACCCCGCGGGUGCCGCAGCGCGGCUGGGCCAGGCCCCGACCUGCCCCAGCUCCUCUCCCGGGAGGGAGCGGCCGAGGACGCGGCCGGGUCCAGGUCACCCCGAGCUCGCCCGGCCCGGCCGGCGGAGAGAGGCCCCGCGGCGCUGCCGCUACAGCGCCCUCCCUCCGCGGGGUCCCUCGCUCGCCUUCAGGGGAGCGGAGGGAGGGAGCGGAUGGUCCCUCCCGUCACGAUCACCUGCAGACUCAAACUCCCUGCGGACCCCAAGAUCUCCCCGCGGCUCCAGGAGCCGGGGCGGGGCGAGCCGGGCCCUGCCAGGGCGGGGCUGGCGGCGAGGGGCGGCGCCUCAGCGCUCUCCGGGCCGCGCUGGGGUGGGGGGGGGGGCAGGCAGCGGCGGCGGCGGCAGAUCCGGGCCUGGCGGAGGCGGAAGGGGCGGGCGGACGCGGCCUGACUCUGCGGGACGCGCGAUGCUGAUUAUCGUCCUGGAAAACAUCACUCUCUGUAUGUAAAGAAUAUCUGAGUUACUGCAACUGAGUUUAGAAUGUUACUUGACUUGUGAUUCUGAUGGAGGAAUAACCAGAUCUCAGGCAGCUGCACUGGAAGACUUUACAGGAAAUACAAAAUGUCAUCGAAUAGGAGUCAGAACCCACAUGGACUUAAACAGAUUGGUCUUGACCAGAUAUGGGAUGACCUAAGAGCUGGAAUUCAACAGGUUUACACCAGACAAAGUAUGGCAAAAUCCAGAUACAUGGAACUCUACACUCAUGUUUAUAACUACUGUACUAGUGUACACCAGUCUAAUCAAGCACGGGGAGCUGGAGUACCUCCUUCUAAAUCGAAAAAGGGCCAGACACCUGGAGGUGCCCAGUUUGUUGGCUUGGAAUUGUACAAACGGCUAAAAGAAUUUCUGAAGAACUACUUGACAAAUCUCCUUAAGGAUGGUGAAGAUUUGAUGGAUGAGAGUGUGCUGAAAUUCUACACUCAACAGUGGGAAGAUUACAGGUUUUCAAGCAAAGUCUUGAACGGGAUAUGUGCCUACCUCAAUCGACAUUGGGUUCGUCGUGAGUGCGAUGAAGGUCGUAAAGGAAUAUAUGAAAUUUAUUCACUUGCCUUGGUGACCUGGAGGGACUGCUUAUUCAGGCCAUUAAAUAAGCAGGUAACAAAUGCUGUGUUGAAAUUGAUUGAAAAGGAAAGAAAUGGCGAAACUAUCAAUACAAGGCUGAUCAGCGGAGUUGUACAAUCUUACGUGGAGCUGGGGCUGAAUGAAGAUGAUGCAUUUGCAAAAGGACCUACACUAACAGUCUAUAAAGAAUCCUUUGAAUCUCAGUUUCUUGCUGACACAGAGAGAUUUUAUACACGAGAAAGUACUGAAUUCUUGCAACAGAACCCAGUCACAGAGUACAUGAAGAAGGCUGAAGCUCGCCUUCUUGAGGAACAGCGUAGAGUUCAGGUCUAUCUCCAUGAGAGCACACAGGAUGAGUUAGCACGAAAAUGUGAACAAGUACUUAUUGAAAAGCACCUGGAGAUAUUUCACACGGAGUUUCAGAAUUUGUUGGAUGCAGACAAAAAUGAAGACUUGGGUCGCAUGUAUAACCUUGUAUCUCGAAUCCAGGAUGGCCUCGGAGAGCUGAAAAAACUUUUGGAAACCCACAUUCAUAAUCAGGGUCUAGCUGCAAUUGAGAAAUGUGGAGAAGCUGCUCUAAAUGAUCCAAAAAUGUAUGUACAGACAGUGUUGGAUGUCCAUAAGAAAUACAAUGCUUUAGUCAUGUCCGCAUUCAACAAUGAUGCUGGCUUUGUGGCUGCACUAGACAAAGCCUGUGGUCGAUUUAUAAAUAAUAAUGCAGUGACAAAAAUGGCUCAAUCAUCCAGUAAAUCCCCAGAGCUACUGGCACGAUACUGUGACUCUUUACUAAAGAAAAGCUCAAAGAAUCCAGAAGAAGCAGAACUGGAAGAUACACUCAAUCAAGUGAUGGUUGUCUUCAAGUACAUUGAGGAUAAAGAUGUGUUUCAAAAAUUCUAUGCUAAAAUGCUGGCAAAAAGACUUGUACAUCAGAACAGUGCUAGUGAUGAUGCUGAGGCAAGCAUGAUCUCUAAGCUAAAACAAGCUUGUGGUUUUGAGUAUACCUCCAAGCUGCAGCGGAUGUUCCAAGAUAUUGGUGUAAGCAAGGACUUGAAUGAGCAGUUUAAAAAGCACCUGACCAAUUCAGAACCAUUAGAUUUGGAUUUCAGCAUCCAGGUGCUGAGUUCUGGAUCGUGGCCAUUCCAGCAGUCCUGCACGUUUGCUCUGCCAUCUGAGUUAGAACGGAGCUAUCAGAGAUUUACUGCAUUUUAUGCCAGUCGUCAUAGUGGAAGGAAAUUAACAUGGUUGUAUCAGCUGUCGAAAGGGGAAUUGGUUACCAACUGUUUCAAAAACAGAUACACGUUACAGGCAUCCACAUUCCAGAUGGCGAUUUUACUGCAGUACAACACAGAAGAUGCCUACACCGUGCAGCAACUGACAGACAGUACCCAAAUAAAAAUGGAUAUCUUGGCACAAGUUCUACAGAUACUCUUGAAAUCCAAAUUGCUUGUUUUGGAAGAUGAAAAUGCAAAUGUUGAUGAGGUGGAGUUAAAACCAGAUACCUUAAUAAAACUGUAUCUUGGUUAUAAAAACAAAAAAUUAAGGGUAAACAUCAAUGUGCCAAUGAAGACUGAACAGAAGCAGGAGCAAGAAACUACACACAAAAACAUAGAGGAAGAUAGGAAACUACUGAUUCAGGCUGCUAUUGUGAGAAUCAUGAAAAUGAGGAAGGUUCUAAAACACCAGCAACUGCUUGGAGAAGUGCUAACACAGCUGUCCUCAAGGUUCAAGCCACGAGUUCCAGUAAUUAAGAAAUGCAUUGACAUCCUGAUUGAGAAGGAGUACUUGGAACGUGUAGAUGGUGAGAAGGACACCUACAGUUACCUGGCUUAACAUUUUUAUUAGCAAUUACUUGACUGUGUGACACUCGGCAAGUAGGUAUGUGAUGGAAAGAACGAAAGCAACGGAACUUCAUAGCAGCCACCCUGCUGCCAUUUGGACCUCCCUUUUUAAUACCUGAGACCAGGACUCCCAUCAGCCAGUCUCAGAUUUACAUCAGAACUGCUCAGGAUUGAUACAUUUCAAGUAUGUAAAUAUGGACACCAAUGCCAUUUAACCUAAUUUAAGAACAGAAAGGAAUCAAACCCUUCUCCUUUAAGGGUUGCAUGCUACUGCAUUUAAAUCAAUACAUUGGCUAUAGGAUAAACAGCUGCCAUCCCAGGCAGCACUUAGAAAUGUUGGCAGCACUUUGAGAGCGAGUCUGAAUGGACCCAUGUGUAAUCUGCUAUGAAAACCCAUUUGUAUAGUGUGUUUCAUUUUUUAAUGUGUGAUAAAUAAAAAAACAAAAAACAAAAAAUUAAAAGAUUUCUGUACAAGUUGCA
Messenger RNA from Strigops habroptila (Kakapo), 3458 nucleotides. It is a transcript of the gene CUL1, whose product is annotated as cullin 1. Gene Ontology annotation, cellular component: SCF ubiquitin ligase complex. The transcript has 22 exons. Gene Ontology annotation, biological process: protein ubiquitination; SCF-dependent proteasomal ubiquitin-dependent protein catabolic process. The record is from RefSeq and is a predicted model, not a curated record. NCBI's taxonomy places the organism in Eukaryota, Metazoa, Chordata, Aves, Psittaciformes, Psittacidae. Gene Ontology annotation, molecular function: ubiquitin protein ligase binding. The coding region runs from base 640 to 2970 and encodes 776 amino acids.